Messenger RNA from Phanerochaete carnosa HHB-10118-sp, 1463 nucleotides. RefSeq lists its product as uncharacterized. Gene Ontology annotation, molecular function: protein binding. The transcript has 2 exons. Bases 216 to 1463 code for a protein of 415 amino acids. Lineage: Eukaryota; Fungi; Basidiomycota; Agaricomycetes; Polyporales; Phanerochaetaceae. The record is from RefSeq and is a predicted model, not a curated record.
CGAAUUCUGGUCCUCUAAUUAUACCAUGGGAUGAAGACCAGCAACCACAUCCUAAGUCAGCCGUCCUCUCUCGUUUCCGCGAGAACGCUGUUUUUCCCUCACAGACCACACACCCUUGCGCGAACUACGUUUGGCAGGCGCGCUGCGAAAUUAUUAAUGAAGGGAUUCCCUCUGUUCACAAGUUAGCGCUCUCCGCGGACGGCUCUUUGCUAGUCAUGUCCGGUGCAACAGGUUGGAAGAACCGCGACCCGGUUGUGUACUACUGGCCGGGAGGUACGGAGGACCUCGACAUCAAGAGCCUGAACCCUCCACUUGCGCACCUCAUCCAGGAUAUUGUCCUCGACGACGCGCGCCAGCUGCUCUUCGUCGCAGACUUUGAUCGUAUCAAGUCCUACAGCUUCGCGCCUGCCACGCGCAAGCGCGCGGUACAUACCCUGAAGGCAGACACGCACACCGGGCCUCUCACCGUCCUGCCGAACGGACGUAUCUUGCGCGCGGGUGUGGGCUCCGCGCUCGUGUGGAAUGUCGACGAGCUCGAGACGCACUAUCCCGGCGAGGGCAAGGAGUAUACUAAGAUCGGCGAAGGCACUUACAAGGGCUUUGAGAACAGUUGGCGCGAAGAGGACUGCAAGAAGGAAAAGUCCAUCGGCAGCACGGCACACACUACGCUGACAUUCGCCGAGAGCGGGUACACGCCCGGAAUAUGGCGCCUGCACGCUCCGUCGGGAAAUAUGCUCUGCGCCGAGGACACGAGGGAGGUCGAUCGCUUCGAGUGCGUCUCGCUCGACCUCGAGCAUGGCGGCAAGGUUGCAGCACGGUAUCUCGGCCAUGCUGCACAAGUUGAACAAAUUUCGACGAGUGCCGAAGAGCCCAAUACUUUCCUGACCGCCUGCGAGGACGGUCACGCGCGGCUGUACGAUAUGCGAGAGCCGCUACCCACCUUGACGAUAGACGGAGAGGCGCAGAAUGGCCCCAUGGACGCGGCGUUGUUCGUGCACAUCGACGGGCUGCCCGCGGUUUUUACUGGCGGCACAACCACUCAAAGCAUCAGGCUCUGGGACAUCCGUGCCAAGAAGGUUGUCUACGAGCUCUCUACUGGCAACAACCACGUACGCUCGCUAGCGUGGAGUGCAACGGACACGACACUCUAUGCAUCUACCAUGUGUGAGUACGCGGACCGCAUGGGUGGCCUGCACGGGUACCGCAAGGCGCGUAUUCCGAAACGCAAGAAGCCUGAAUCCGAGCAGGCGGACGAGGACGAGGACGAGGAAAUGGACGUCGUGGACGAGGACGAUGAUGAUGAAUAUGAGGAUGAGGAUGACAACUCCGAUCCGGACUUGAUGGAGUACUAUGAUACAGUGAGGUGGCCGAAACAGGCGUACCACCUCGAGGAUUUCUUCGGGGAAGUGUUUGAUUGUGGUUCGGAUGCGUUGUGUGAGUCUUCAUCGCCGUGUUUGGGCUGA